AUGGGCUUUAAAAAUCGUUUUUUAUGCGUUAUUGGCAUUUCUUGUCUAUGUUUUAACAUAAUUUUGACACAGGAUGUUACUACUAAUAAAAUAAAAAAUGCUCCUGAAGAAUCCCCCAAAGAACAACCAGUCCAGGGGAACAUAACCUCAAAUUCAACAAGUACAAAUUCCACAGUAAAAUAUGUCCAAUGUUUGCCUAAUUUGGGCAGUGAAAAGGUGCAGUUGGUUAACGAUACAGAGUUGAUUAAAUUACUUUCACCUGAUACAAAUAUUACCAGCCGAGAAACUCCUGCACCAUGUAUUUUGGUUUUGUUCUAUUCCAAGUAUUGCCCGUUUUCAAGUAUGGCAGCGCCCCAUUUUAAUGCACUCCCUAGGGCUUUUCCAGACAUCAAAAUGGUUGCUAUUAAUGCCAUGGUUUACCAUUUAUUCAACACUCAAAAUGGUAUUGUUGGGGUACCUUCGAUCUUAUUGUUCCACAAUGGGCGACCUGUGGCGAAAUAUAACGAUUCGAAAUACACCCUAGAGUUAUUUUCCAAAGUUUUAACAGGCAUCACAGGAUUAAAUCCAACUGAAUUAAACUGGGUCUCCUCUGCUGAUUUCGAGGGCCCUGUAUACAGCGUACCAUCCAAAGACUCUGAUACGUUUUUAAUUAUGUCCUGGAUAUUUGUUAACUUGUGUAUGGCGUAUUAUUUCACUAAAACUACCUGGUGGAGUAAAAUUUGCGAAACAGUACAAAAGUAUUGGCGGGAAUCCGAACAACAUGCCGAACACGAACAUGAGCAUCUCGACUAG
Molecule: messenger RNA, 792 nt
Organism: Brassicogethes aeneus
Lineage: Eukaryota; Metazoa; Arthropoda; Insecta; Coleoptera; Nitidulidae
Source: the annotation of a GenBank genome assembly